UUCCUCACACUCUCAGAUCUCAAAGAUCCAACGGUCAUCAGUCACCGGGAGCUCGAUAUCUGCUUGGUCUGAUCUUGUAAGUAAAGCGAAAAUGGAGGGCAAGGAAGAGGAUGUUAGGCUGGGAGCGAACAAGUACUCGGAGAGGCAGCCGAUCGGGACCUCGGCUCAGAGCCAGGACGAAGGGAAGGACUACAAGGAACCGCCGCCUGCUCCACUAUUCGAGCCCGGCGAGCUGACGUCAUGGUCGUUCUACAGGGCCGGGAUCGCCGAGUUCAUCGCCACUUUCCUGUUCCUCUACAUCACAAUCUUGACGGUGAUGGGCGUUGUCAAGUCGAAGUCGAAGUGCACGACGGUCGGGAUUCAAGGAAUCGCUUGGGCUUUUGGCGGGACCAUCUUCGCCCUCGUCUACAGCACCGCCGGCAUCUCCGGUGGUCACAUAAACCCGGCGGUGACUUUUGGGCUGUUUUUGGCCAGGAAGCUGUCGCUGACCAGGGCGCUGUUCUACAUAGUUAUGCAGACCCUCGGAGCUAUCGCCGGUGCCGCUGUCGUGAAGGGCUUCGAGAAGAGCUCCACCUUCGAGAUGCUGGGCGGUGGUGCCAACUCUGUUGCCCAUGGUUACACCAAGGGUCAAGGACUUGGUGCUGAGAUCAUCGGCACCUUUGUCCUCGUCUACACUGUUUUCUCCGCCACUGACGCUAAGCGUAGCGCCAGAGACUCCCACGUUCCGAUUUUGGCUCCGUUGCCAAUUGGGUUCGCCGUGUUCUUGGUGCACUUGGCUACCAUCCCCGUCACCGGAACUGGCAUCAACCCAGCAAGGAGCCUUGGCGCUGCCAUCAUCUACAACAAGCAGCAUGCCUGGGAUGACCACUGGAUAUUCUGGGUUGGACCGUUCGUUGGGGCAGCACUUGCAGCUUUUUACCACGUGGUUGUGAUCAGAGCCAUCCCUUUCAAGUCCAAGUGAUUACCGUUAAUUACGUCUCAAAUCGUUUUUAUGAUCAUCUUUCAAGCCAAUCUUCAAUCGAGUUUGUGUUAUUUUCUCAGAUGUAAUGCUUUUGUUUUAAGGGUAUUUUGUACGUAAUUAAGUUAUUAAGCUGUUAAUUAAUCGUGAUAUGAGCAAGCAAAAACAUGUGUGUUGA
Molecule: messenger RNA, 1136 nt
Organism: Pyrus x bretschneideri (Chinese white pear)
Lineage: Eukaryota; Viridiplantae; Streptophyta; Magnoliopsida; Rosales; Rosaceae
Product: probable aquaporin PIP1-4
Exons: 4
Coding region: 92-961 (289 amino acids)
Biological process (GO): transmembrane transport; response to water deprivation
Cellular component (GO): vacuole; plasmodesma; plasma membrane
Molecular function (GO): water channel activity
Source: RefSeq, a predicted model, not a curated record